Glarea lozoyensis ATCC 20868 is the source of this 1608-nucleotide messenger RNA. Its product is annotated as DPP6 N-terminal. NCBI's taxonomy places the organism in Eukaryota, Fungi, Ascomycota, Leotiomycetes, Helotiales, Helotiaceae. The coding region runs from base 1 to 1608 and encodes 535 amino acids. Gene Ontology annotation, molecular function: protein binding. Gene Ontology annotation, biological process: protein localization to mitotic spindle pole body; mitotic sister chromatid segregation; microtubule anchoring at mitotic spindle pole body. The record is from RefSeq and is a predicted model, not a curated record. The transcript is spliced from 3 exons. Gene Ontology annotation, cellular component: mitotic spindle; microtubule organizing center; MWP complex.
AUGAGGUACUCAAGGACUUUGAAGGCUUCGACCCAGUGUCUACCCAGUCCAGAUGGCGCAUUCCUCGCGAUCAUUCUACCUACCAAACUUGUCAUUCGAUCCACGCGAUCACUCGAAAUCGUACGCACCAUUACAAUACCACCAGACCUAGCAACCACAAUAUCAUGGUUCCUAUGGUCCGAAGACUCGACUCGGGUUCUUAUAGUGAGUACAGAAACUAUACGAGUCUACUCAACUAUCAACCUCCAAUUCUCCGCCAGCAUCGCAAACCCAACCUCGGGAACAACAAAGAUUACAUGUGUAUCUUUCGGCGCGACAGAGGAUGAAAUAUGUGUAUACUCUGAUUUCGGGUUGAAAGUCUCGAUAGUAAAUUUGUCUACCUCGAAGACUGUUGAGAUUCCAUCUCCUAAAUUCUACCAAUCAGUUUCUGCUGCGAAGGGAUUCAAAUAUCGACCACAGACGAAGAAUCUAGCAUUGUUGACGCGCGGAGGAGGGAAGGAUAUAAUCAGCAUCCAUGCGAGAGAUAAUUAUGAAGUCGUACGAUCAUGGCAUCCGGAAUCCAUCGAUGCACAAGCCAUAUCGUGGAGUAUGGAUGGGAAAUGGUUGGCAAUUCUAGAAUCGGCGUCGCAAGGCCAUAAGAUAUUCGUGUACACCGCGGAUGGACAUCUUUUUCAAACAUGGACAGGGCCACAUCCAACUUCUCAUGAAGAUAUGGAUCUGGAUCUUGGAGCAGGUAUCAAGCUGUUUGACUGGAAUCGAACUGGUACGUAUGCUGCCAUUGGGGAUCAUAGUAAACGAGUGACGAUCCUAUCGACGCCAUCAUUCACAGAAACUUUGAAUAUCCAACACACUUCUGGCGUUUCCCCAAACGAAACACUCCAGAUCUGGCAAGAACAAAUAACACCCUCACCCAGCGGUUUCACCCGCGAAUUCACACCAGUAACUCAACCACUCCACCCACCAACUUCAUCACCAACCCCAAUAAACAGCACCGACUCCAAAACUGGCGUCAACAUGAUGUCAUUUGACCACUCCGGCACCAUCCUCGCAACACGCAUUGAGGACCUCCCCACAACCCUCUGGCUAUGGGACAUCCACACCAAACAUCUUCGCACGGUCAUGAUAUUCCAUUCUCCGAUUGCGAAGAUCACAUGGCAUCCUCAGAUUGACGAAUUACUUAUGAUAAGAUGUGAAGAAAGUCGCGGGAUUGUUCAUCUCUGGGAUCCAUCUUUCGAAACUCCCCAAAUCAUCAAUUUUGGAGAACAAAUGCCGGGUGGAAAGGUCAUUGGUAAAACCAUCGCUAGAUGGCUGAAUUCGGACUGUGCAAGUCCCGCGAUGCUGUUCAGUGAUUCUCAGGAUUGUCUACUAGCUUCCUUAGCUGGCGAUGAUGAAGCUGUUCCUUGGCAAGACGCCGAGGCGAAGGGAGUGGAUAUCUACGGGGAGUCGCCGCCGAUUGUGAAUGAGAAAGGUGGAAAUGUUACGAUUGAGGUGUUGAUGGAGGAUGAUAGUUUUACGCGGAUGAGUGAGGGGAGUGAGGAGGUUGAUGAUACCUUUCAGUUCCGGAAGUUUUUUGAGACGUCGGGAACGAGUGGGGGGAGGGUGACUUGA